AUGAAAAAAAAGUAUGGAGCAGCAGUUGCACCCGUAUUCGUUCUUGCUGGUGCCUAUGUCGGUUGGAGCUACAUAAAUCGUCGUUUAUGGAAAAAGAAAGAUGAUAACAGUGGUCGAGAUAGCCCCGGUAAAAGCUUUGUAGAACAAAAAAGAGAUAACAAUGUCAAAAACAUUAGUAAGGAGGCUUCUUCAGAAAGAAGAGGAAGAGAUCAUAAAACAUUCUCAAGAUCUGUUUCAAUGGGGGCUAUCCGAGGAGGAAAAUUGGCAUUGCAAAGAUUACUUGAUUUGCACUCAUAUCGCGUUGAUACUUCUUCCCUUGCAAAUGCUGAGAUGGAAUUUGAAUCAUUGCUUUCCAAGGAAACCCCAGAUUUUGGGUUGCUUCAGAGAGACAUUGUGAAGAUGGAAAUGAGUGGAAAAGAAGCAAAAGGAGUGGAGAUAUUGAAGAGAGCAUUGGAGAAAGCAAGAGGAGAAGAGAAAGGUCAUGAGGCCUAUGAGAUUGAGAUGUUGCUUGUCGAGAUGUUGAUCUACUUGGGAAACAUUGAAGAGGCUUCAAAAUGUAAGUGUUUAGAGGAUGAAAUCAUAACAGAUGCAAGACGUCCUCUUUACCAGACUAUAAUCCAUUACCUCCGAGGAGAUCCUGAGAAGCAAGUCGAGGAGACAUUCAACAGAUUCAGAGAGAUUCAAAUUGGCCUACAAUGGCCUGGAAGUGCAGAACAAUGUGAGAUUCAAGAAGUCACAUUACAUGAGUUCAAGAAAGUAAUGGAGUCUCUCAAGCAAGAAAUCCAAGACAGCAAUAAAAGACACAUCGCAAACUCAACUCCACGUUAG
Messenger RNA from Microthlaspi erraticum, 828 nucleotides. The record is from the annotation of a GenBank genome assembly. Lineage: Eukaryota; Viridiplantae; Streptophyta; Magnoliopsida; Brassicales; Brassicaceae.